Molecule: messenger RNA, 1431 nt
Organism: Suhomyces tanzawaensis NRRL Y-17324
Lineage: Eukaryota; Fungi; Ascomycota; Pichiomycetes; Serinales; Debaryomycetaceae
Product: arginyltransferase
Exons: 1
Coding region: 1-1431 (476 amino acids)
Biological process (GO): protein arginylation
Cellular component (GO): cytoplasm
Molecular function (GO): arginyl-tRNA--protein transferase activity
Source: RefSeq, a predicted model, not a curated record
AUGGUGGCUCCUAGUCCAGAUUUACCAAUGGUGCUCACCAGAUUGCAUUACAUUGUAGAUAAGGAUUGUGGAUAUUGUGGGGGAAAGAAAGAGGAUCACUCUGCAUUAGAAAGUGGGAAGCAAGAUGCAUCAUCGGAGUCUGUCAUUUUGGGUACUUCUGUGGAACAAAUGACGUGCAGACAUUACGAUGAGUUAGUAAACCAAGGAUUUAGAAGAUCGGGAUCGUUUCUAUACAAGCCAGAUUUACUUCGUGGCUGUUGCCGAUUAUACACCAUUAGAACCAAUAAAGCAUGCUUAAAACUCAACAAACAACAACGGAAGGUGGUCAACCGGUUCGUAAGGGAGAUUGCACCUCAAUUGGAAGAAGGUAAAGAAAAACACAAGAACCAAGCAAAGUAUGACUUGGACGUGCUAGCAUUAGCACAGGAGAAAUCAACCAGAUUCCACACAAGAUUCGAGCCCUCAAAGUUUUCAAAAGAGAAGUUCCAACUAUACAAAAAAUAUCAAAUAAGUGUACAUAAUGACCCACCCGAAAAGAUCACUGAACAGUCGUUCAAAAGAUUCUUGUGUGACAAUCCCUUUUUGGAGAAUGAGAUUUAUGGCACACCGGACCAGUGGAACACGUUAGAAAAGUGGUUCAAACCUUCAGGUGGAGGGAAAAAGAGAAUAGGUCCAACGCACGAGUGCUACUACCUAGAUAAUAAGUUAAUAGCUGUUUCUGUGUUGGAUUUUUUGCCAUCGGGAGUAUCGUCCAUUUAUUUCAUCUGGGAUCCAGACUACGCACACCUCUCGCUUGGUACUGUUUCAGGAAUCAGAGAGAUAUUGAUGUGUGAGAGAUUGGGGUUUGAAUACUAUUACUUGGGGUAUUAUAUCGACGAUUGUGACAAAAUGAGGUACAAGCUGAAGUUUGGCGGGGAAUUACUUGAUUUGUGCAAUGAAUUAUAUGUUCCUUUCGAGACAGCAAAACCAUUCAUAAAAAAUGGCAGAUUGUUUGUCAUUGGCGAUGAAGACGACGAGUUUGUUGAACCAGAGAUGGAAAAUAAUGGACACCCCGAAACAUUGGAAGAAAGCGAGUACAAUGAGAAAACCUUGAUCAACAUAGCAGAGGGUAUAUACGGUAGCAAGGAGGUCUUUGAUACCGCUGAGAACUCUAAAAAAGUAUUGGAACAGAUAUACGGAAUCAAAAGUGAGGCUUCUCCGUUUGAAAUUCCUUCAGUGUUGCCAGGAGCCAUUCCACUUUGGCAGAUUGUGGAAUGGUUUGAGUCUGAAAUAAUUAAUAACCAGUUUCCGGUCAGUUUGUUUCGAAUGAUGACCAGCGAAUUGUUGGAAUGCACAUUUGGCGAACUCAAGCUGAAAGAGAAGCUGAUAGUUGUUGAUUUCAUAAGAGUGUUUGGGUUGGAUAAGGUGCAAGAUGCUAUUAUACUUGUAUAG